AUGGCAGGGGAGUGUGUAAGUGAGGGCCCAGGCCUGCAAGAGAAGGGUGAGGAGGAACUUUGGGAAUUGAUUAACGACAACCGCCACAGGAUCUCCCUUGGAGUGCGGCCAUGCAUCUUGAUCCCAUACCUGAGGCAGGCCAGGGUGCUCAGUGAGAUGGACGAGGAUGAGAUCCUCUCCUGCCACAACCUCACCAACCGCAGCAUGAGAACCAGCUAUAUGUUAGACUUACUGAGAACCCAGGGGAGGAACGGUGCGGUGGCCUUGCUUGAGAGCCUGAUGAUCCACUACCCGACCCUGUACACCCAAGUCACUGGACGGAAACCCAGCACUGAGCCUUCAAAAUUCAGUGGCCUCAUAAAGUACUCAGAGCUGACAGAGUAUCUGGUCAGGGCAGUUACAGGAAUGCAGAAGGAGCUUCAGGAGGCACGGUGUGAGGCUGGCAGACUGAGUGCACGCUGUGCCUCUCUGGAGUCCGAGAUUGGACAGAUGAUGGAGCAGGAGGAGAAGUCCAGAUGCCUUCAGUCUGAAAACGAACGCCUGCGGAGGCACCUGUGCUCUUUGCAACAUGACGUCACCAAGCUGAAGGAUGAGAAGUGUGACGUUUACAUGCGCUACACAGCAGCCAUCGAAGAGAAAUCAGCUGUCAACAUGCGACUUCAUGACCUCAACCUGCAGGUCUAUCAGCUGCAGAUUGAGCUGCAGAAGGCACAAACAGAGACUGAGUUCCAGAAGCGACGCUCACUAAGGUGUGCCUCUCAGGCUGACGCUCCAAGACUGCAAGAGGAAGUGGGGAGCCUGACGAAAGUGGCAAAUCUGGACCCAGCUCAUCAGGACAUCCUGGCCCAGGACCUGGCCGAGGCCAUAGACAGCCAGGCAGAGCUUGCAGAGCAACUCAGGUGUUACAGAGAGGAGAAUGAAAAGCUUUUGAAAGAGAAACAAGGGCUCUUGGAUCAGAAGGAGUGCUUGAGCCUCCAGGUGCAGCAGCUGACCUUGGACUGUAACAUGCACCAGCAGAAGAGCACAGUGAUCCAAAACCAGAUGAGAGAGCUUCAAACAGAGAGAGACCAGGCAUACCUGUCGAGAAAUGAGGCCCAGGCAAUGAUCGCCCGCGUCCUGGCUGAGAAGGACACCCUGAGGUGUCAGUUAGUGGAGCUCCAGGAGCGCGUCUUAUGCCUGGAGGCCAACCGCAGUCCUAGUGAACAACAGCAGAGUUGUGAUGAAACUGAGACCGAAUGGGGGAGCCCAGGAUCCAGCUUUGAAGAUUCCCCAGUCAGACCGAGACGUAGACUAUGCCGAAUGGAUGCAGUGAGACCUAUGUCCAUGAGUGCCUGCAAUCCAGAGUGUGAAGAUCCUACAGCGAGUAGUAUACGGUCAAAUAAUGCUGAGCCGCCCGGUCCAGAGUCUCUUCGCAGAAGGGAGGAGAUCUUAUAUGCUGACAGCAGCUUGGACACUGCCGACACUGAUUCUCUCAUGGACAGCUUUGUGUUAAUCCCCAAUGUUGGGAGUGAAGAUGAGCACACACCAAAGCUUUUCUCUGCUAAUGUUUCCAGUCCUGAUGGCCUGUCCAGAGACUCAGCCCCUCCUUUCCUCAUGCGUUCACGUCCAAAAGCACUUCGGUUGAAUGGCAGAGUUCUCACCAUCUCUUUCCAGGGUGAGGCGCUGCUCAGCCAGCUGUCCGUUGUAGGAGGCAAUAAGACCGGGGUGUUUGUGCACCAAGUGACAGAGGGUAGCACUGCCAAUACUGUGGGCAUUAGUCCUGGGGCACAGAUAGUUGAGGUGAAGUAUGAACAGAACCAGAGGGCUCUUAGGAUGGUGCUGGAGGAUUCCACUCUAGAGGAGGCUAUGUGGGCUCUUGGCCAGGUCACAGGCUUUUGUCACCUUUCCCUUCGGCCCAGGCAGGACGACUAUGAGGUACUGCUGCAGCUGCUCCAGAGCAGCGAGACAUCAUCAGGAGACUCCUUUUAUGUACGCGUCAACAUGUCCUUCCCUGCUGGCCCAAACGGAUCCCUUGCUGUGUCCUGCAAUGAUAUCCUUCAUGUGACCAACACAAGACCUGCUGGCAUUGAGGACUCAUGGCAUGCCAGUAAAGUUCUUCCCUGUCAGCUUCUGGACCUCGAGAGUGGAACAGUACCAAACUAUUACAGGGCACAGAGACUUCUGAUCCAUGCAAUUGAAGAAAUGAGCUUUCAAACAAAGAAGUCUGUCAAGACUUGCCGUGUGGUGUCACAGAAAAAGGAGAAGGCAGUGAGGAUCGUCAGCACCGGGCGGCAGGGCAGGAACCCACUGUGGGUCAGUGUGGAGAAUGAAAACACCUUAAGUACUGACUCAGGAGAUCCCUCAGCUUCUAAAACUUUUAUGUCACUCAUGCCCUACACCCUGGUCACGCCCCACUUCCCACCCAUCUGCAGGCCUGUCCUGCUGCUACCCACAGUACUGGGCCGCAUCCUAGACAAGAAGCUGGCAGGGUGGCAGGGCUUCGAACUUUGUGAGCCUGAGAUGCUGAGCUCCAGUGAGCAUGCAGCCCGUCUGCAGAAGUCUGAGAUCCUGGAAGAGUGUGAACAGGGGAGACACUACACCCUACAGAGUGUAGAGAAAGUCAUGAAGAAGGGAAUCCACUGUGUGCUGCCACUGGGGCUGGACUGUGUGCGUCGGCUGCACAGGGCACAGAUCUUUCCUAUCAUCAUCUUCAUUGGUCAAUCUGCUCGCAGUGCACGCAAAUUAAGAACAAAGCUGCAUCGCUACAGCCAGUCGGAGGAGCAGCUGCUUAUGUGUUCGAGGAAUGAAGAGCCGCUGCUAGACAAGCUGCCGUGUCUGUAUCACAGCGUUCCUCCAGACUCCUGGUGUGACCAGGCCUCCCUACUGACCAGCCUGCGCACCAUCAUCUGGGAGGAGCAGAAAAAGAUUGUCUGGGUGGAGCCCGACCUGUGGUGA
Cheilinus undulatus (humphead wrasse) is the source of this 2934-nucleotide messenger RNA. RefSeq names its product caspase recruitment domain family, member 14 (gene card14). The record is from RefSeq and is a predicted model, not a curated record. The transcript is spliced from 20 exons. NCBI's taxonomy places the organism in Eukaryota, Metazoa, Chordata, Actinopteri, Labriformes, Labridae. Gene Ontology annotation, biological process: regulation of apoptotic process. The coding region runs from base 1 to 2934 and encodes 977 amino acids. Gene Ontology annotation, molecular function: protein binding.